AUGGGUGUUCCUGGUCUGAAAUUGAAGGCCAUGGGUGUUCAAGGUACUUAUGGCCAAGGGUGUAAAGAAUUGCGUGCCAAUAUUUUAAUCACUCCAUUUCUUCCCAAAUGCUUUCAAGGUCUUGGCGUCUACGAUUUCAUUGUGAUCGGCGCAGGGUCGGGUGGAUCAGUGGUCGCAAGUCGAUUAAGUGAAAACCCGAAUUGGAAAGUUUUAUUGGUUGAAGCUGGAGGAAAUCCACCAAUAGAAUCGGAGAUUCCAAGUAUGUCACUAGCCACCGAGAAAACGAAAAUUGAUUGGCAAUUCCGUACAAGCUCAAAUUCAGUAUGUAAGGCUCAAAAAUAUAUAGGGUGCGGUUGGCCGCAAGGAAAGACACUUGGUGGUACGUCUGCUAUAAAUCUAAUGGUCUAUGUCCGUGGAAAUAAGGCCGAUUUCGAUGGUUGGUCGAAUCAAGGCAUUCCUGGUUGGGACUACGAAAGCGUUUUACCAUACUUCAAAAAAUGGGAACACAAUCACAAUUCUACAUUCGUGAGCUACGAUAAUGGAAAAUAUCACAGCGCCAAUGGCCCAUUGAAUGUUGAUUCCUUCAGCGUGGAUGGAUCGGAAUCAUUUCAACAAAUGUUCUUAGAUGCUGCCGUUGAGUCGGGUAACAAACAUAUUGCUGACAUAAAUUCCGAUGAAGGUUUGGGCUAUGUGAAAGUGCAAGGAUAUUAUUACAAUGGAACUCGACAGAGUGCUGCCAAAGCGUUCUUGAUUCCAGCGAAGGAUCGAAAAAAUCUACAUAUCAUGAAACAUACGUUCGCAGAAAAGAUUCUGAUAAAAAAUAAGCGGGCGUAUGGUGUGAAGUUGGUGUAUAAUGGAAUGGGCGUUCACAAAUUCAAAGCAAUUGCACGAAAAGAGGUGAUUGUUUCAGCUGGAGCAGUGAUGAGCCCUCAUUUAUUGCUUCUAUCUGGAAUUGGGCCAGAAAAGCGAUUGAAAAAGCUGGGCAUUCCGAUUGAAAGCAAUGUAGCGGUUGGAGAAAAUCUUUGGGAUCAUCCAAUCAUAUUUCUUUGGUUUAAAUUCAACCCAACAGCCAUACCAGCUACAGCUCAACUUGAUAGUAUUUAUAAAUAUGUAACUAGUAAGAGCGGUCCAUUGGCUUCAAUUGCAGUAUCACGGUUAUGUGGUUUCAUAAAUUCGGUCAAUGGCACUGGAGUGCCCGACUUUCAAAUCGGUUUCCUUUAUAUUCCAUCAAAUUCAACAUCAGCACUGGAACUCGUCCUAGAAAAGUACAGUUAUACCGAUGAAAUAAAACAAGCUUUACUCAAUGAAAUCAAAAGUCAUGAUCUAGCUAUUGUAAGUCCAAUUCAGCUGCAUCAAAAAUCUCGUGGUGUUAUCAAAUUAUCAAGCGCCUCACCGAAGGAUUAUCCAAUCAUAAAUCCAAGGUACUUCAACGAAGUAGAGGAUAUGGAAGCAAUGUUGCGAGUGGUGAAACUGCAAGUCUCUUAUCUCAAUACGACUGCGUACAAGAACGGGGGUGGCCAAUUUGUUGAUUUGCCGAUUCCAGAAUGUAAUGCGCUUGGUCGUGGCUCAGAUGAUUUCUAUCGAUGUUACAUAAGAUACCUAACUGCUUCCACAUAUCAUGCAGCUGGCACUUGCAAAAUGGGAAAUUUUGCCACGGAUCCGACGGCAGUUGUUGAUCACCAAUUGAACGUUCGAGGGAUUAGCAACUUGAGAGUAGUCGACGCUUCAAUAAUGCCAAACACCGUAUCCGGAAAUAUCAAUGCAGCUACUUUGAUGGUUGGAGAAAAAGGUGCUGAUCUAAUUAAACAGACAUAUGCUUAAUUUCAUACGUAAUUUGCGCUUGGUUGCAUUUGAUUGUUUACGGAUAAUAUUGAGAUGAACAGGAACGGUGACAUUUAGGAAAAUCGGAAUCACAAUAUGUAAUGUAUACAAUCCUAUGCUUUGACGUUUGUCACAAUAUAAGCGCCACCAAGUCUAUGGAAAAUGAACUAUGCAAUACUAUAUGGAAUGAUGAUGUUGAACGUUUGAACGUUUUCCGAGCGUUCAAAUUGAAUACAUUGGACUUAUACGAACAAAAGAAUCAUGGCACAGAUGGCGCUUUAUUUUAUGCAUUCCAUACACAUUGUGAUUCCGGGAAAAUAAAACAAAGAGUUAUCAAGUAUUUAUAUUUUGAGCUCAUUUCAAAUAAACUUUUUAAAUAUUCCAUUUGGUCGUCGUUUUUGUUUUUACUUUUUCAAUAUUUUUGUGUGUCUUCAAAUGUGAACGUUAUUUCUUCUUUUUGUGUUCAAGUGAUACUAGUCGUGGUGUAUUUUCGAGUGAUUAUUUUUACUGCUUAAUUCGUCAUUUCUGAUUUCAUUCAUAAAAUGGGCAAAAAAAUGUCAAUGCCAAUUUGAGCAAAUGCGCUUCAACCAAUCGAAUGAUACGAUCAAAGCAAAUUUUUAUGGCAAAGUCCACUAAAUUGAAGAAGGUCAAUGGAAGGUAUUGCAACGUUAUUUUCAAUGUUGAUAGCAUAAGUUUGGGCGUUUUUCGUCCGAUAAAUAUUUUGUAUGCAGAAAAAAUGUCGAGUAAUGCAAUGAGGAACACCUUUUGUUUACGUUGGCAAGCAUCCAAUUUAUCAUUUGGACACCACCUAUCGUGUUUACAUUCGUCCGAUUGAGUCGUUCCGUUGGAAUUUCGCCACCAAUGGACUCGAAAAAUAAUAUCGAAUUGAGUAUUGUGUUGGUGGCGAUAGGAAUUUCAGCCGUUUGCUUGUGGAGUGAAGAAAUCAGAGUUGCUGAAAGUUAUGUCAAUAAUUAUUCUAUUCGUCUGUCAAGCUACUA
Sitodiplosis mosellana (orange wheat blossom midge) is the source of this 2819-nucleotide messenger RNA. Its product is annotated as glucose dehydrogenase [FAD, quinone]-like. Gene Ontology annotation, molecular function: ecdysone oxidase activity; flavin adenine dinucleotide binding. The record is from RefSeq and is a predicted model, not a curated record. NCBI's taxonomy places the organism in Eukaryota, Metazoa, Arthropoda, Insecta, Diptera, Cecidomyiidae. Bases 1 to 1821 code for a protein of 606 amino acids. The transcript is spliced from 6 exons.